Ylistrum balloti is the source of this 9686-nucleotide messenger RNA. RefSeq names its product protein phosphatase Slingshot homolog 1-like. Gene Ontology annotation, cellular component: cytoplasm. The coding region runs from base 1 to 4302 and encodes 1433 amino acids. Gene Ontology annotation, biological process: protein dephosphorylation; actin cytoskeleton organization; negative regulation of actin filament polymerization. Lineage: Eukaryota; Metazoa; Mollusca; Bivalvia; Pectinida; Pectinidae. The transcript is spliced from 18 exons. The record is from RefSeq and is a predicted model, not a curated record. Gene Ontology annotation, molecular function: protein tyrosine/serine/threonine phosphatase activity; actin binding.
AUGUCUCUAGUUACCGUACAACGAUCGCCAAGUCCAAGCAAUUCACCAGAAUCGGAUGAUGGCGUGGAGGGAGAGGGGCCAGAUGAAUUGGAUGAUUCUAGUCUCAGAUCUCCAGGCAGACAAAGGAGGUCCAACUCAGCUAAGAAAAAGCUGAAAAAGUGUUACAACACUGUUCGUUUUAUCUCCAAAUUACAGCCAAGUUUCAGUGAGAGCUACUUUGCUGUGAAAGGAGCAGUGCUUAUCCUUCCCCAGAGUGAUGUUACAGAUCAGACAAACACACAUAAGAUAGUACGAGAGAGACAUGCAGGUGUUGGCACAGUUACUGGUGACAUACAGAGCCACCUUCAGUCCAUGUUCUACCUCCUUCGGUCGUAUGAUACGAUCAAAGUGGCCGUAAAAUUAGAGAGUCAACAUGAAGGACACAAUCGGUAUAUGGCUGUUGUGUCUUGCUUUGGUAAACAGGACACGGAGGAGUCGGUCAUCCUUGGCAUCGACUGUAACAAGGAGGCAACCAUAGGGCUGGUCCUACCUAUCUGGGCAGACACUAGUGUCAAACUCAAUGGCGAUGGAGGUUUUAUGGUGAGCUCAGAAGGCAAACAACAUAUCUUCAAACCUGUGUCUGUCCAAGCUAUGUGGUCGGCAUUACAGAGCCUUAACAAGAUGGUAAAGAUCUCCAGGGAUAACAUGUACAUUCCUCGUGGCCUUACUCACACCUGGAUUGGUUAUUACAAUUCCCGCAUCAGCUCUGAUCGUGCAUGUAUAUCAGAAUGGUUUACCUCAGAAGAACUGCAAAACUGGAGAUCCACCAAUAUCUUAUUCAUGGACCCAGGUGACACUCCUGAUGAUGUCCUACAGAAACAGAUUAAAACAGGGCUGAAGAACAUCAUGAUGACUGUGGACCUGGAUGAAGUCACAUCCAUAUUUUUACGAAAGGCUCUGGAAGAGCAUUUAAAGUGUUCCCUGACGAGCCACAAAAGAUUUGUGGAGCAAGAAAUGAUCACUAUCAUGGGACAGAUGGAUUCUCCAACCAUGAUCAAAGACUACCUCUACCUUGGGUCAGAGUUCAAUGCCUCAAACCUUGAGGAACUUACAGAGAACGGGGUGGACAACAUACUGAACAUCAGUCGUGAGGUGGACAAUUUUUUCCCAGAGAUUCUGAAGUAUAUGAACAUCAAAGAAUGGGACAAUGAGGAGGCAGACUUGUGUAAACACUGGGAUAAUACCAACAAGUUCAUUGGCAAAGCCAAAAGGGAGAAUUCUAAAGUAUUGGUCCAUUGUAAGAUGGGGAUUAGCAGAUCAGCCUCAACAGUGAUGGCAUUCCUGAUGAAGGAGUAUGACAUGUCCAGGCAGGAAGCUUUUGAUUUUGUGAAAGCCAAAAGGGCCUGUGUCAUGCCCAACCAGGCUUUCUGGGCGCAGCUAUUGAUAUAUGAAGGGAUACUCAAUGCAAGUAAACAAAGAGCAUUGUUUAAGAGUAAAUCAGAGCAGAACCUGAUUCGCACACCCAUUGUUGUGGAGAAGGAGGAGGAAGAGUUACUGAUGAAGAAUAGCCAAGGCUGUAAAGAUGACCUCUGUCUUCCUCUCCUACCCUCUUAUGAUGACAGUUUAUUUCUCCAGGAAAAGGACAAGGAUAUCAUAUUUGAUCUUGAGAGCAGUUCCCGUAGUGCUGACUCAACAGAAGAAUGUCUCGACCAUUCCUCACCCAAAGUUGACAAUAUCGUUAAAUCCACUGGGUAUGGUGUAUAUGUCAUUGAAAGCAAUAAGUUGUCACCUGGAGAUGGUCCUGACACAGAUUCCUCGUGUCUGUCAGACGAAGACUGCGAUGAGACAGAUACUGACAAUAUCUUUGGUAAACAUUCUCAGUUGGAGAAAAAUCAAUCUCAACAAGCAACAGCUGUCAAGUAUAAGCCAGACCGCAGUUGGAUUAAAGAACGUGCUGAGACAGUUGAUGAAUCUGAUGCAGUGGUGGGGUGUCCUGAGGAUGAAGAUCAUCUCAUACGGGAAACUAUAUCAGCCAUUCAUGGAGAAAGAACAGUAACUGCUGAACAACCUCAAAUUUCACCAUCAGAGAUAGUAUCCAAGGCAGGAGGGGACACUACUCUGUCCGAACUCCCACCUGACACUAAGCCAUCAGUUUCUGAUGACAUCACAGACAAUGGUGAUAUGGCUCCUUCUGGUGUGGAACUUGGUGUGCAUCACCAUUAUAUCAAAGAAAACAUCCCUUGGAAUCCAGGUACGGUGAAGAAACAAUUAGAGGACAUUGAGGGCAAGACAAAGGAAACAUCAGAUGACCCAGAAGCGGGAGAUGAUGGGGAAUUAAACAUGGAGCCAUUAGCGACUGACCUGAAGUUAUCUCCGGAUGUGAGUCCAAUUAAAGAUGUGACGCCUUCAGACCCUUCAACUGAUCAGGACAAAGUUGAGUCAGGAGAGGGUGUGAAGGCUCCCCUCAAACGAUCAGCAUCUGUGUAUGAGAUAGAGGAUAUCACACUCCCAGCAGGCAUUGUCAGAAAAACUACCCAGGAAAUAGAGGACCGUAGCUUACGAAGUGACAGUUCUCCUGAGAUUCCAAACAAACCUUUGCAGCGAUCAUCCAGUUUGAAGGACGAAAGGGUAACACCCAAACGGAAGCGUUCUGAGCGACGGAAAACCUGUACUCCAAUUGUUACGCCAAGCCCCACCCCCUCUACCACUCCUGUGACUACUCCACACUCAUCCUACGAUACAACACCUUGUAGUGAGAUAAAAGAAUUUGUUUUCCCAUUGAAUCAGAUGACGAAGAGUUCUGAUUCAGGGCAGAUAACUACAGUAUCACCUGACCCAGAGGGGACAAAUGAGAGUCCAGGGGAGAAUGUUGCUGUGUACAAGUUUGGUACUGAGGAAGUCCCUGUUGCUAAGGGCAUUGUCAAAAAGCAAAAAAUGGAUAUAGAACAAAAGACAAGGGAAAGAAACAUGUCAGAGGCUCGAACACCUGAUUCUGAAGAUGUAGAGGGAAAGAUUGUUUCUGGUAAAGCUGAUGAUACCAAAGACAAUUCUGGUGCUUUUAAGUGUAAAGCCACUGUGCCUACAUCUAUAGACAUUCCUAAAGUGAUUGAAACAGGAAGUGGAGGAAAUAUGAAUUCUGAAAAGGAUGAUAUUCAGACUUCUGUAAAAGGUGGUACUGUGUUUUCUACAUCACCUGUGUCUUCAAGAGACUCGGCGAGUCCCUCAUCUCCACUUCUGAGAAAGAAACAAAAGACAAGCAUUGACCUUGACAACAGCAGAAGAUUUGACUCUGAAACCUUGGAACUCAUUCGUGAAAUUGGUUCAGCAUUUCUCAAUAAUCCAGCAAAGACAGAAAAAGAGAAGGAGAUCAGUGAACAGGAAGCUGUAGAAGGGGGCAGUCUUGUGAAAUUCUUGGUGAGAAACAUUGAGAAAUCUACAAAUGUUACCAAGAAGUCCCAUAUGAAAGAAAUGGUGAUAAUAGAUAAAGACACUGCUUCAGCUCAGCAGGAAAAGAAAAAGAAGCUAUGGCGUUACAGCAGUCCAGCUGUGGAGCCACUAACACCACCAGGUGACCGACCUCGUGUCACCCAUUCACACAGUAGUCCUGCUCUGGACGUCCCUUGUAGACAUAAAGACGGGCAUGUAGUAGCUGGGAGUGUCACAACCCCGUCUUCAUCCCUCAGUAUUGAUCCCUCCCAAUUUGUAAAUACUGCUGUUCCCACCAAUACUCAAUCCACAACAACUGUGAUAGAAACCCACGAGGACAUUGCUGAGGGGAAGACAAAGGAGAAAGUGAAAGAUCUGGUAGGCAAGUUUGAGCUUACUGACCUGGUUAAGGACCCAGGAGUUAAAGGGGCCACGCCUACAGAGGAACCCCUCCCUAUGGUGUUAAAAGAAAAUGACAAUAGUAAACUUACAAAUAUGAAAUCCCCUGUCCCCUCUAAAGAUGAAAUUGAAAGAUUGCCAUGCCCAUGUUCCAGUGCUUCCGAGAGCUCAUCCACCACUCCAGGAGAGGAAGAAACCGAAGAUCAAUCAGUGUCCGAACAAUCAAUAAAACUGCGUCAACUAAGGCAGAAUCUACGCAAGACAAAUGAUCGACCUAAAUCUGCUGAACAUAUACAUAGGAGUAACAGUACCACAACAGGGGAGUCUGCCCCUCAGAGGCCACGCCUCAGACAUGCCAACACUCUCCCUAGUCCCACAGAACUGGGGCCAUCGACAUUUUCAUGGGAGGGUAAGAAAGUUAGAAAGUUACAUGGCAAGUCUCAUCCCUUGACAAAGCUGGAAACUAGGAGAGCAAGUCCAUUUUAUAACACUAUGUGAUUGUCUACCUAUAUGUUUUCCCACCAUGUAUGCAUGUUUGCUGUAGUUUGUGUGAUGUUGAUGAUUUCAAGGUUAUUUGUUGGUGAUAAUUGACCUUGUGAUAGCUAGGAAGGUCACAAAUGGGUGUUUGGUAUUGGCAGCGCUGGAUUUGUAUUAUAGGGCUGCACUCGGCUAGAUUCUAGUCAGUUCAACACUGUUUCACAUUCUGUUACAACAUUGUCUGUAUUAAAUUUUCAUCUGACAACCUUCUUUGUUUUCAAAUUUCUUUUCUUUAAAGAAAUAGAUGCACAUGUUCUUACUUGCCAAAGAUCUGUAAAAUAUGUUUCGAUAUUUUGAAAUAGAAUUACUUACAUAAGAGCCAGAUAGAAACUGUUAGACCAGUAUGUAUGUAGCAGAGUUACAACCUUUGAGUUGCAAACUCUGGCAGGAAUUUUCAAUAUAUCAGUUGUUCAGUGAAAGAAACUGUAGAAUUGAAGAAGCUUACAAAUUAGCUACCAGUGAGUUUACUUUCUCAGGUCAGUAUAAAAGUGUGCCUCUAACACUUCUGAAAACUAAUGAAGAAAAAAAGUAUUGCAGUAAAGGAAUGAUUAAGGCAAUGGCUUAAUAGAGCCACAUUGUAAUUCAGUUAAAAAAAAUCUAACUCGUCUAAAGAACUCUAGGCUUCGUUUAGAGCUACAACCGAUAGAAUUGAAAUGAUAACCUACUUUGAAGUUAUAGGUAGGAAACCAAAACAUGGCUUGUGAGGUCGUGAGGUCAAGUAGAUGUUUUAAUGGAACAUCUCUGGUAAUUUGUAGUGAUACAGUGUUGGACUGAUUAAAUCUUAACAGGUGACCAAAUCAACUUCUUCCAUUCCAUAACAUUAUCUACUUCAUCUCUUAUUAGAGCUUACAUUGCCAUAUAUAGUUGUAUAAUUGUAAUACUAUUAACUCUACAUUAAUGUAACAUUACUAAUACAAUGUAAUAGCAUUAUGCACUGCUGUAGAACUCAUUUUGUGACCUUGGAUUUUGAAAAAAAGUGAAGUAAGAGAAUCUACAUGUAUUUACAGCAAAUGAAGAUUGAAAGUGCUUUCAGUUCAGUGUUGAGUAUGUCUUGUUUAGAAGAUGAUCGAACUGUUGUUGGUUUCACUUAAUCCUCCGGAAAGCCAGGCUAAGAUCAAAGAGGAAUAUUUGGACCAUGUGAAACAAAUGAAAUCUUUGCCUCCGUUAAGGAUUUCAGAUUGUCAGAUUCUGAUGUUUUGCACAACAGUAAAUGUAGUUUCAUCAGUUUAAUGCAGGGCUAAACAGCUGAUAAUAUGAAUACAGUUGUGUCAGAAUUAAAACCAAAACAGUUUCAUAUUGUCAAGUAUUCAAUCAAUAUUAAUAUAACUUUGUACAGAUAUACAUAGAUCAAUAAUUCCCUUUCAUUUCAUCUGACCAAUAACAUGUUAACCAAAUAACACAACAUUAUUGUUCCAUUCAUGAUCAAUCUGCUCUACUCAACAGCACACCAGAAAAUGUUGGGUUUUUUUGUUAUUAUAAAGAAGAUGGUUUAUUUUCUUUUACAAACGUUAAUCAUUUAGAUGUCAACUCAGUAUGAAUUGUAAAACAAAGUUGAUUUUUUCUUUGUUUUCUUAAUUAGAUGUUCUCAGUAAUCUUUGUAAUGCAAUAACUCAACACAGGCGGAGGACUCUAUUUCAGAAGACAUCUGUGACUCAUCAUCAAUCCAUUAUACAUUCAUACUGAAACUUGCAAACGACUGAUAAUCAUUGAUCAGUAUGCAGUUUGAAUCAGAAAUACUUUUCCUAUAGAUUUGAACUGAUUUUCUGUAAGUGUCAGAGGUCAGGUAGAAACCCCUAGGCCCAUUGGUAUGUUGUUAAUUUACUGAUUUCAAAUGAAGGUUGAAUGAUUUUAUAUUAAAGGUAAAGAUCUGAUGUUUUCCUAAACAUUAUGAAAUAGACUCUACAUACUGUUUUCUGUAUUAAUAUGAAUUUUUAAACAUGUUUAAACAUAUGGGUAAGAGAGCACUUUAAAACUUAACAUAUAGUCUAUAGGACCAGUGAGUUAAAUACACAUGGCUGGAUGACUUCUUGUCUGUUAAGGAACAUAAAUAAAUCUAAAGUGUUUUUAUUUUACAACAAUUAGGAAAAAAGGUAUUUCAUUUGUUAAUUUUUUUAAGGUGAGGAGGCUUUCAUUACCAUAAUGUUAUCAGUAAAAACAGAAAAACCAAAACUUUAACUAAAAUAUGUUUAUUGAUCGUUUAUCAGAUCUUUUUCAUUUAGACUCUUCAAUGUUUUUCCAACCUACUGCAAAUGUAUUUAAUUUAACACUGUCAUAAUUUAGCACAUAAUCAUUUAUUGACAAAUUACCGCAAUGAUGAAUUUGUUCAUCCACAUUUGCUAUACAAACAACAUAUAGACACUGCAGUUUGCAAAAUCAUAUUUAAAACAUAAAAGUGAAAAAUGUUAAAUUAAGAUAACCCCUUACCCCUACAUGUACAUUACAGUAAUUAGCUGUCUUGUACACUAUUUGCGAACACACUGAUGGAAGAUGAUCGGAACACCAUAGUUCAGACAGGAUUUACAUUGCCAAGACCAUGGACAUAGAGAGUCAAUUGAAAAUAUAGCAUCAGAAAUGGCCUACGUCGUAUUUAUCAGGUUUAAUAAUAAAUAAAAAAGCAGGAUUGAAAUGUAUUCAAUUUUGACUGCACAUCAUAGAAAAAGUAAAACUGAAAUGAAUUUUAUAGUUUCAAAAAUUGUUUUAAUUGGUAUUAUGACCAAUUAUUCUUGUCACAAAAGGAGAUUUCUUGAUUUGUUGUUAAUCUGAAGUGGUGAUGUAGUAUAAACACCUUAGCAAUAGUCAACUGCAUUAACUUAACAACUUUAGUGUUUUGUUUGUUAAAUGUUUGUCAUUAUUUUGAAAUACUUCAUGAACUGUUUGCUCUUAAUUCUGUUGUAACAUGACUUUGUCAAUAGUUGUUGACUUUCAAUAAUUUCCGUUUGUUGUACAUGUCGUUUGAAUUACUGCAAUUCUUUCUAACAGAUUUGAAAUAUUCGUGAAUUAUUAUGAAUGAAACAUACUGAUAGUUAGAAUCCAUGUGAGAUACUAGUACCCGAUUCCUGUUUUAUUUUAACGAUGCCUUAUCCUAGAUCCAGCAUUAAGAAAUUGCCAUCGUAAUAGUAUUGUUAUAGUGAAAUAUCUGAUUGGCUUCUACCUGGUGUGGAAUAAUAGUAUGGAAUGGGUGUGUUUCAAUUGUUAUUUUUCUUUAAAUUUUUCACUUUGCAUAAAAAGUUAUAUAAUAACAUGAAUGAGCUAGUAUUUUCUAGAAGUGGAAAUCUUGAUCAAAGAUUAAGAAAUCAAUUGACCUUGUUUGUUGUUUUCACUUAUUCCUAUCCCUAAUAGUCAUGUAUUUCACGCUAUAGUUAGGGGUCAUUCCUUGAGUCACUGAUUUGGAAGGGAGGUCUGUAUUAGGUUUUAUUUGCCUGUAAAACCCAAUCAACUGUGAAAAAAAUAGCAUUUUGAGAGAUAUACAGGUUUACAAACAAGAACAGAGAUAUACAGGUUUACAAACAAGAACAGAGAUAUACAGGUUUACAAACAAGAACAGAGAUAUACAGGUUUACAAACAAGAACAGAGAUAUACAGGUUUACAAACAAGAACAGAGAUAUACAGGUUUACAAACAAGAACAGAGAUAUACAGGUUUGCAAACAAUAACAGAGAUAUACAGGUUUGCAAACAAGAACAGAGAUAUACAGGUUUACAAACAAGAACAGAGAUAUACAGGUUUACAAACAAGAACAGAGAUAUACAGGUUUACAAACAAGAACAGAGAUAUACAGGUUUACAAACAAGAACAGAGAUAUACAGGUUUACAAACAAGAACAGAGAUAUACAGGUUUACAAACACGAACAGAGAUAUACAGGUUUACAAACAAGAACAGAGAUAUACAGGUUUGCAAACAAUAACAGAGAUAUACAGGUUUGCAAACAAGAACAGAGACAUACAGGUUUACAAACAAGAACAGAGACAUACAGGUUUACAAACAAGAACAGAGAUAUACAGGUUUACAAACACGAACAGAGAUAUACAGGUUUACAAACAAGAACAGAGAUAUACAGGUUUACAAACAAGAACAGAGAUGUACAGGUAUACCACGAAGAAUAGAGAUGUACAGGUUUACCACGAAGAAUAUCCUGUUGGCUUGAAUGUUCACACAACUAAUGAUACAUACAAUUAUUCCUUCUAAUCUAUUCUAAAGAUUUGGGACAUAGCAACAAAUUGUGCUGUCUGUCUAUUUGGCACCUUCUCCACUUUUCAAAAUAUUAUUUGGCCAAAAAACCAAAAAAAUGUCCCAUCGAAAUGACUGAUAAAUUCUAAUUUCUUGAAAGUCCCAUGGACAAGUGUUUAACUUCCGUUACCUUCAAGAAACAUUACCUAAAAGAGUGAUGAUGUCUUGUACCAUAUCCACAUUUUGGUAGCACAUGUCACACCAGGACUCUUCUUCUGAGCAAAUCUUCAGCUCAUCAAAAUGUGUCUAUAGAAACAUAAUAUCUUACUUAACAUUAAAGUCCCAUUAUCAUCAAUAUUACGUGUGAAACCUUUGAAUUUGCUUGAUUGUUGUAGCUUCGACACUUCAUUACUUCCUUUCUGCUAAUUACAUGUACAGUUUAGUAGAGAUCAGUGCUGAGUGAUUGAAAGAGAUCAGAGGGUAGAUAUUUUGUACAAAUUAAUUGUUUUGCUCUGUUUUAUUGAAUGACGUUUUAAUGGCAUUUUGUUUUUGUUUUUGUUUAGUUUUUUAAAAGACUCCAUUACAGUUCUGGAUGUUACAUACACUAUGUAAAUGUACUCACAAUCUCAUUGGUACACAUAAAAUGUCAGGCUUCUGCAAAGCUUUUGUGAUAAUAUUGUAAGAAAAGAUCAUAUUUGUGGCCGAAGUUCAGCACAUCUAAGUAACCAUGGGGAACCACAACAUGGUUUGAAGAGUUUCCUUGGUUACCUUAGAAACUGGACUUCUCAUAUCUCUGCUGGUCAGACCCUUGUAAUCAGGGGAUAUUCGUCAUCUUUAUCAUCUUUGCCGACUUUUAAUGGUAGAUAAGGAAAUUCAUCAUAAAAAGAGUCCCUCAUUGGAUCUAGAAUGAAGUCUGUUUUUUAAUGCUGACAUCUGGAAGUGGGUGGUAUUCACAUUCAGUAAUAACUGUUAUUUAUUGAUGAAAAGUACUUCUUUAACGCCUUCUCGUGGUUUUAUUUAAUAUUACAUAAUACCAACAAAAUUAUGUAUAUUUUUGCAUAUAAUAUUAGCUGUCAUCAGGUGCUUCAAUUGUGCAAUUAGUGGAAUAUUUAUAACUUGUGGCAGUUUUGUAAAAGUAAAUUUACAUUUAAUUAAUAAAAAUGUAAUUAACAUAUAA